UCGCGCAUUCUUCGACUUCCCCUCGUCUGCUCUCGGAUCCUCUGAUCCCAUCCUCCUCUUCUGCUCUGCUGCCUCUUCUCUUCUCUCCUCCCCCGGGUUUCUUCCCUCGGAUCUUCCCGUUCCAUCCAUGGUUUCCCAGCCCCUGGACCGAUUGAACGGGCAACUGCUUGUGUAAGAUUGACUGAUCAACUGGACCGCCUCCUGGGUUGGCUCUUCUCCCUCCUGCCUCCCGACGGCGUCUUUUUUUCUCGGUCGGGUUUUUACUUGUUUCUCUUAUCCUGGGCGGUUGGCCUGCUUUCUUCAUUAUCCUUAAUCCCCUCCGGUCUGUGGCCGACAUCCUGUUGCCUGACCAAGUCCGACGCAACUCCGCCGCCACCGCUGUCGUCAUCACUGCCCACCACCAACAUGGAUUUCCAUCUGGUGCCUCGCGGCGAGGAUCGCAACUACACGGGCUUUUUGACCAAGACCAUUGUGUAUACGGCCACUUUGGUGGUAUUUAUCGCCUCAUUCGGACUGUCGAUCUCCUCCAUCGUCAUCCCCAAAUGGGUCAGUUAUCAUAGUGAACAUCCCCGCUUCCACUACUCGUACGGCCUCCACCGCCGCUGCUCCUCCCUGUCCGAUACCUGCGAGAGCUUCCCGCAGCGCGAAGACUGCCAUGGCGAGGACCGCUACUUCUGCUCGAUGUGGCGCUCCGUCGGCUUUCUGAUGUCGUUUGCCAUCGUGCUGGAGGGCAUGAGCAUCGUCGCCUACGUCAUCGUCCUGGCGGGCGGCAAACAACUGCGCGAGUCGGGGUGGAAGAUCCUCAGCUUGCUGAUUGUGUUGUCGGCGGUGGUGCAGGCCGCCAGUAUGUCGAUUGUCGCGUAUCUGUUCGACAACGAAGGCCGGUUCUUCGUCGGCUGGCGCCUGGACGAAUCGUGGAUCUACUGCACCGUCAGCUGGGUGGUCAGUCUGGCGUGUGCCGGUGCGCUGGUGAUUGCGGCGCGCGUGCUGCCGUCCGAGGGAGGAUACGAAUUGAUUCCCGACCAUUCUUAAGCUCGGAUAUGGAGAAUAUGCGAUGGACGAAGGACGAUGGCUGAGGGUAUUUUUUCGAAAUGCUGCUGCACUACGUUCUAUUGAUUGACUAAUGUGAUCUGCUUUUGUGACUGUUCUUGAUUUCAGGGCAUGUAUAUAGCGCUCUUUCUAGAGUCAUGAUUAAUGGUAAUGCGAUAUUGAUUCUCUUCA
Aspergillus steynii IBT 23096 is the source of this 1221-nucleotide messenger RNA. RefSeq lists its product as uncharacterized. Bases 406 to 1032 code for a protein of 208 amino acids. The transcript is spliced from 4 exons. Lineage: Eukaryota; Fungi; Ascomycota; Eurotiomycetes; Eurotiales; Aspergillaceae. The record is from RefSeq and is a predicted model, not a curated record.